AUGUCUAGCGAGCCCGACGAGAAUACGACGGAUACGAUUUUCUCGCUCUCGCUGAACCGCGACGCCGGUCCCACCAUCAUCUUCCUCCACGGCCUCUGCUCCAACCACACCGAGUACACGCACGUGCUCCCCCUUCUGGCCGACCACCACCUCCUCGCCGUCGACCUGCCGGGCCACUCGCGGUCAGCGCCCAUCCAGCCAUUCAGUCUCGCCGGCGCGGCCGAACAGGUCGCGCGCGUGAUCGAGCGGGAGGCGCACGACCGGCGCGCACACGUCGUGGGGUGCUCCCUCGGCGGGUUCGUCGCGCUGGACCUCGCGCUGCGGCGUCCCGAGCUCGUCGAGUCCCUGUUCGUCACGGGUGCGGCCCCCUUUGCCGGAUUCAGGAGAUGGUUCGCCGAGCACCCCAGCGUCCUGUACUGUCUCCAGGCGCCUAUCUCCAAGUACAGCCCCGGCUGGGUCGACGGGGUCAUCUGCGCGUGGAUCGGGCUGCAAAAGCCUGCCGGCCUGCGCGAGGAGGAGAAGAGGAACUUCAGCAGGAAACUCCUGGCCGACGCGUUCACGGGCAUCGCGCAGUUUGUCGCGGCGGAUCUGCGCUCGCUCCGUGUCAGGACCUUGACCGUCGCCGGCGAGGCCCAGGACGAUGUGCACGCGACCUGCGCCAUGGCUGAAUUACUGAGAGAAGGUAACCGCGAGAGUCAGGCGGCUAUCGUCCGAAGGGGGGCGCAUGCUUGGGAUUUGCAGUCUCCGGAAUUGUUCGCGAAGAGCGUCAAGGCUUGGAUUGACGGGGACGAUCUUCCAGAUGGUCUGGUACUGGUGAUAUGA
Fonsecaea nubica is the source of this 822-nucleotide messenger RNA. RefSeq lists its product as hypothetical. The record is from RefSeq and is a predicted model, not a curated record. NCBI's taxonomy places the organism in Eukaryota, Fungi, Ascomycota, Eurotiomycetes, Chaetothyriales, Herpotrichiellaceae. The coding region runs from base 1 to 822 and encodes 273 amino acids. The transcript has a single exon.